CCUGAAGAUCGCUGCCUGGAGCCGGUGGAUCCAGGACCAUGUCAGUACUACCAGACAAAAUGGUUUUGGGACGUAGCCGAUGAGUCCUGCAAAGAAUUUCAUUACGGUGGUUGUAUGGGCACGAAGAAUCGCUUCAACACCAAACACGAAUGUCUGAAGCAGUGCCGUUAUAAGCUGUUCAAUCCUGUUGCUGUACCAGAUCUCUGCUUGCUUGAGCCCGAUCCAGGAUAUUGUGAUGACGAGCGCCAAGGUCAGUGGUGGUAUUAUUUCGACUCUGAAGCUGGAAUAUGUGUAAAGUUCUUCUACUAUGGCUGCGGUGGCAAUGACAACAAAUUCUAUAGCCUUCACAUGUGUAGAAAAGUCUGUGCUGAAAGACUUUCGCCGCAAAUUGCUUGCGAUCGCUGUGAUCUACGGACAUCGUUUUGCAAAUCACAUGGGAAGUUCAACUACACCUGCGAAUGUCUACUUGGAUAUGAGAAGAAUCAGUAUGGAGAGUGCAUAGACAUCGACGAAUGCAGAGGUUACACAGCAGUAUGUGACAAAAACGCAUGGUGCACGAAUACUAUUGGGUCCUAUAGUUGUGAAUGCAUGGCAGCAUAUAGAGGAGAUGGAAAACAUUGUACUUAUGUUGGUUUGGGUCGAUCGUCGAUGGACUGUAAAGACUGCUCGGACGAUGCCACUUGCGAGAAUGGCAUAUGUCAGUGCAAGGAAGGAUUUGAAGGCGAUGGCUUCAACUGCACUGAUGUCAAUGAAUGUCUGCGAGCUCCAUAUCUCUGCGAUAAAAACGCUGAAUGCUUCAAUCGAGAAGGUUCAUUCAUCUGCACAUGUCUGGCAGGAUAUGCUGGAAAUGGAUAUAAUUGUACGCAGACAAAAAAUGCCUGUCUCGACAAAUUCGAUCAUGGGUAUCAAGAAACAUGUGGUGGAGAAAAUUGGCGGCAGCAUUAUUUUCUGGACCAUAAAUCAAAACUGUGCCAAGCUUUUUGGUACGAUGGCUGCAAGGGACGUUCCCGAAAUAUCUUCUCCGAUCUUGAAACCUGUGAGCAAAUGUGUGAAGAAACGAAUAUUCUUACGAGGGCAGAAGUUUGCUGGGACAAAUUCGAUAUGAACUAUAGGAACCAAUGUCUUAAUGGUCAAUGGCAGCAGCGUUACUACUUCGACCACGCGUCAUUAACUUGUCGUCAGUUCUGGUACGAUGGUUGUCGUUCGGAUUCGAGGAAUAUGUUCGAAGAUAUGCUCACAUGCCAAUGGCUAUGCGAAACUCAGCCUAUGUAUAAGUCAAGAGCUUGUCUGCAAGAUUUCGAUCCACAUUAUAAAGAUCAGUGUAAUGGCGGACGAUGGCGGCAACAAUAUUAUUUUGAUAGGAAUGUUAAGAAAUGUAUCGCAUUUUGGUAUGAUGGUUGUACGGGUGAAAGUGAAAACCUCUUUCAAGAUGAGCAGACUUGUUUAAUGACAUGCGAGAAUCCAGCCAAGAAGGAUCCGCACAAGCCAUGGCAUGGAGGAGAUAAGCACAAAAUGAAGGAGAAGCUAGAAGAUCUCUACAAGCCCAAUUUGACCGACAUAUGCGCCACUGCCAACCCAUGCCAAAAUAAUGGCACUUGCGUAUUCGUUUGGAAGAAAAACACCCAUUAUUGCAAAUGUCAAGCCGGCUUUACGGGUAACAACUGCAGUGAGAAAAUUGACUUUGACCCUUGUGCCACGAAUCCAUGUCAAAAUGGUGCCACUUGUACAGCUAAAGUGCAAGAAGGAAAACCAACCUACGAAUGUUAUUGUGCACCAGGAUUUGGAGGACCAAAAUGCGACCAAAGGCCUUGUGACGUAAAUCCAUGUCUGCAUAACGGGACAUGUAGAACGACGGCAGGUUUCAGCUCGUACUUUUGCGAUUGUCAAGAAGGAUAUGGUGGAAAGAAUUGCGAUAUUGCUAUCAGCAAAUAUCCACCGGAGGAACAUUAUGGCUCAAAAGUGCUGCUUGUGUCUAGUGGUAAGGAAGAGUGGAUACAACAAAUGAAGGAAAGGCUUGGAGGAAAAACACCGACAACCCCACCCGCUCCAGCGGCAGAUGAGCCCUAUAAAGAUCCCAAAACAAAAAAAUUGGAGCGCGAGGAACGCGAGAAGCAGGAAGCCGAACGUUUACACAAAGAGGAACAGGAAAAGGAAGCAAAGAAGCAAGAAGCUGAACGGUUAGAAAAAGAAAAACAGCUUGAGGAGGAAAAACUCAGAAAUGAAACUUUGCUUAAUCAGCAAUUAUCUCAUGCAAACCAUAUCGCUCUUAGUAUCUUCACCUUGGUAUUUGCACAAAUAUUAGUUUUUGAUUUUUGAUUU
Molecule: messenger RNA, 2319 nt
Organism: Cylicocyclus nassatus
Lineage: Eukaryota; Metazoa; Nematoda; Chromadorea; Rhabditida; Strongylidae
Source: the annotation of a GenBank genome assembly